UUUUAUUUUUUAAUUAAUGAAGUUCUUUAUCCUUCACAAUUUCAAUUUCAAAUAUAUUGCCUCCUCAGGUUUCUGCUCAAUAUCUCCUAGUGUUAUCUAUGUUAAUUCCUUUCUCAAGAAGGCUUUCAUUUUAUAAUUGUAUUAUAAUAUUUGCCAUAGAAUCUAACAACUGUGACAACAGAACCAUGCAUGUGGUAGAAACAAGAAGUUUCUGAUUUGGAGCCUCUUAGGGAAAAAACAGGAGAGGUUCCUCUGAAUAGUAUAUCUCUUACACAUCUCUUCCUCUACCUUUUAUCUACAUUACUAGAUGUAGAGAUACUAUAAUCAUAGUCCAAUAUAGCUAAUACUUUAGCUUUAGCAUUUAAAAUUCCUAUAUUCAUUUUAUAUAGAUUUAAAUUUUUAUAUUUAAAAUGUCUGCAUACAUUUAGGUACUUCUGACAUUAUAGUAAUUCAUAAUACAUUUCCUUAUCAGGAGGUUACUUAUUCUGUAUCUUCAAUUAUUAAACCACAGAUAGACAAAAAAGGGACUUACAAGUAUUUGGAGGGAAAAACCACAAAGUUUAUGCAUGAAAUUCAUGUGCCUUAAGCAUGGUGAACCAAGUACCUGCAUCAAGGUACCAAGUACCUUCAACUUUCUGCUGAAAACAACCUAAAAUGCUGGAUAAAAUAAAAUCUUAAAUGCAUCAGUGCUCUGGGCACAAAGUGGAGGGUACUUAGACAAGGCUGAGCUCUGAAUCCGGCUAUUGCCUUGAGGAUAUUUGCCAAAUCAGAACUAUAAGAGUAAAUGGGUCCAGUAAUUGGAAUGACUCCAGAUAAGAGAGCUGAAACUCCAGGAGCUGAAAAGAUUGCAGGAUUAAGCCAGAUUUACAAAAUGGGAAGCUUGCCUGAAGCUGUUGAUGCUGCCAGGCCAAAGGCCACUCUAGUGGACAGUGAGUCAGCAGAUGAUGAACUCACAAACUUGAACUGGCUUCAUGAAAAUACUAAUCUUCUAACAAACUUCAGCCUUGGAACUGAGGGUCUUCCAAUUGUUAGUCCAUUGUAUGACAUAGAGGGAGAUGAUGUGCCAUCCUUUGGACCACCUUGCUACCAGAACCAAGAAAAAAAAUCAGCAACUUCAAAACCCCCAUACUCCUUUAGUCUUCUCAUUUAUAUGGCUAUUGAGCACUCUCCAAAUAAAUGUUUGCCUGUCAAAGAAAUUUAUAGCUGGAUUCUGGACCAUUUUCCAUAUUUUGCUACUGCACCAACAGGCUGGAAGAAUUCUGUGCGACAUAAUCUGUCCCUGAAUAAAUGUUUUCAGAAAGUGGAAAGAAGCCAUGGCAAGGUUAAUGGAAAAGGUUCCUUAUGGUGUGUUGAUCCGGAAUAUAAACCCAAUCUUAUACAGGCACUGAAGAAGCAGCCUUUUUCUUCAGCAUCUCCACAGAAUGGUUCUUUAUCACCUCACUAUUUAAGCUCUGUACUCAAGCAGAACCAGGUGCGAACCCUCAAAGAAUCUGAUAUCGAUGCUGCUGCUGCAAUGAUGCUUUUAAAUACUUCUAUAGAACAAGGAAUUUUAGAAUGUGAGAAGCCUCUUCCUAUUAAAACAGCAUUGCAAAAAAAAAGGAGUUAUGGCAAUGCGUUUCAUCAUCCCAGUGCUGUACGAUUACAAGAGAGUGAUUCUUUAGCCACCAGCAUUGAUCCAAAAGAAGAUCACAAUUACAGUGCAAGUAGCAUGGCAGCACAGCGUUGCGCAUCCAGGUCUAGCGUGUCUUCCCUGUCUUCUGUGGAUGAGGUGUAUGAAUUUAUCCCAAAGAAUAGCCAUGUGGGAAGUGAUGGCAGUGAAGGAUUUCACAGUGAAGAAGAUACAGACGUUGAUUAUGAAGAUGAUCCUCUUGGAGACAGUGGCUAUGCAUCACAGCCUUGUGCAAAAAUCUCUGAAAAAGGGCAGUCAGGCAAAAAGAUGCGAAAACAGACAUGUCAAGAAAUUGAUGAGGAGCUCAAAGAGGCAGCUGGAUCUCUGCUCCACCUUGCUGGAAUUCGUACCUGUUUAAGUUCCCUAAUAAGUACUGCAAAGACACAAAAUCAAAAACAACGGAAAAAAUAGAAAUACUUAAAGUGUGGCAAUACUCUUUCACUUAAUUCUUUACAAGGGAUAUCAAAGCCAUAAUGGACUUCGUUAGUUUUAGGGUAGGGAAGGGAUACUAAUUACUUACUUCUUUCAAAACAUUUUUGGUUUUUAAAAUUUUUAUUAAACAAUUGCUGUCAGGAUCAUGCCUGAUCGGAAAUAUAUGAUGUGAAGCCCUAAAAGCAUAAUUUUUGUGAUAAGUGUCUCCAAGAUUUGGAAAUUUUUAUAUAAGGAUAUCCCCAGCCUCUGUCUUAAACUUGUAGGACAAAAAUCCUUCCCUCUGUUAAUAUGUUGGAAUGUAAGAUUUGGUGACUCUCAAUUUUUUUCAUUUUCUUUUCCAAUCUGUAACUAUAGUUACUGAUCCAGCUAAAAAUUUUGCUGAUGUCUUUUUCAUAUACUUCUCUCCUGACACAUAGUCUGGUAGGAUAAGAUUGAUUUUUUUUUAACUUUGUCUUAUUUUGUUUUUAAUUAUUUUUUUGUUUGGUGUGAGCAAAGUCAAACAUAAAUUUAAAAACAUCCUGAUGUUUAGAAAGUUUCUUUUGGUUACAUAGGUAGAGAAUACAAAAAGGGUUCUAAGAUUUAGAAAGGGGAAUUUUGUGGUAUCAUUUCAUCUAAGAACACUCCCAAUUCCUAUUACGAUGGUAGAUUUGAAGUGUUUUUACUUCACAGAUACUGCAUAGCAUUUAUUGGGGCCUUUAUUUCUCUCCCAAGGUGCUUUGCAAACAUUAAGUUUUAGCCACUAGCUGCCUUUGUUGAGUGUAAGUUAUCCAGUGAGAGGAGAUAGCCAAUAAAAUAUGUUAUGGAGUACACCCAUUUUGACACACUUGUAAUAAGAGAAUCUUUCAUUUGCCUGCCGCAUGUACUGCAUUCUGAGAAUCUUGUAACAGGAAUGGAGUGUAAUGAAACAUUUUGAGUACUGAUUACAUAUGUCAUCAUAAGUAGGUCAUUUAGGAAAAAACUUCUGUCCAAGCUUUGUAUGAUUAAAUUCAUAAGUAUACCAAAUUAAAUGUUAACAGAUUUAGUGCAAUUUUACAGGCAAAAUACUUUGAUGAAUUUCAAAAUUCAUCUAAAAUUGAUCUUAUACAAUACACCCUUUUGAGGACACAGUGUAAUAACCUUUAGUGCCAUUGAUCCAUGAUGAAAAGAUUUUCUGGUACUAUUUCAAAAAUGCUUUGACUAAAUAUCUUAACUAUUUGAACAGUCUGCUUAUAUGAGACAGUUUUUCAUAGUAUCAUUUAUAUAGUUUGAUUAGAUUAUUUGGAAACAGGAUGCUAAACUAAACUUAUUCAUUGUAUUUUUUUUUUUUUUACAAUGGUGGAAGCACCUUUUCAAAAGUUCAGUCUUAUGCUGCAUCCUAAGUCAUAGACAAUGAUCUUGUUUUCAUUAUUCUGAUAGAUUAUGUACAUAUGUACACAUACAUACACAACAUGCACAGUCAAGGUAACAAUGUUGACUUGAUGCUUUUAGCUGUGUCUAUGAUUAUAAAGCAUUAUUUUAAGAGACAAAUAUUUUAACUUUUAUUUCAGCAAAACUGUCAUGAUUUUAAAAACUUUUUUUUCAAUUGACAAGACUUGAAGUCAGGCUAACAGUAUUAAUGUUCUCUGUUCUGUUUCCAUGUUAAAUUUAAUUUAACCUGGAUAGCCACAUUAAUGAAUUGGUGCUGUCAAAAUACAGUAAUUUUUAAACUUGUUAAUGAAAAAUAGCAUACAGGCUAAGGUAUUUGGGUUUUUUCUUUUUAUAGGUCACAUCUACAGAAAAUGACUAAACCGAGUUAACUUUUAUUAUAGACAGUGAAUAAAACACCAAAAAACCAAAAAUGCUUUAACCACAGUAUAAAUUAUAAAAAGAUUACACAUAUCAUUUUAAUAACUAUUUUUAAGUUAUUUACCAUAGUCUUCUGCAUAGACUUUAGGAACAGUGUUUCAGUGAUCUGGUACCAGUUUAUUUUGUUCUGAAAUUCUAUAUCACAAAUGUGCCACUUGGUUUCUAUCUAUUAGAUAAUUACUCUUUAGAAGAAAAGGAAAGUGAUCUAAGAGAAGCAGAGUUAGUUCAGGCUCUAGUAGGGAUCUUCAAAGUUAUUUUGUCUUGAUGUAUGUAACAGUAAUUCUUUACAUCUUUUGAAUUUUCUCUUCCUUUUUAUGCACUCUUCCCACAAAUUUAAAUGUUUAAGUUAUAUUCAUCACUAGCAAGGAUGAUAAACAUUUGUGCACUGAAAGCUAACAGGGAGAAGUUACACAAUAUUUUACAGUUUCAUAAACAUAAUUUAGUGCAUCACCUUCCACUUGCUAAUUUAGCAAGUCAGUUGUUUUCAAAGGGGCGAGCCUUUUAAAUUAUGGUCCUCCAAUUACUCCUUCCAUUGGGAUUAUGCUUAUUCCUCAGGUGUUUUGAGAAACAUGGCUAAUAACCACACAAUUAAGUAGAGUCAUUCCAAGUUCUAUGGACUGGAAAUUGUAUUCCCAAUAAUAUGCAAAUUUUCCUGUAAUAAAAACAGCUUGGAAACUCCAAGGAAGUUCACAUGUUUUCCAACAUAUCCUAAAACGGUGAUUUAAGCUAACAUAUAAUUUGCCCUUCAUCAAAACAAUACAAGUUUUGUUGCAACUGAUUCCAGUAGAUCCCUAGUAAAAAGCUUUGAUUCAGCACAAUUGUUCAUCUUUCACAUCCCAAAUAGAAUCAGUGUUUCUUGAAUAUAUAUUUUUGAAGUUUUUUGUGCAAUAUAUUACUAAAUCAGUUAUUAUUUUACUUUUCAAAUUCAGAGAAAGAAAAACAGAUUACCUGAAUUCAUGGAAAAGGUGGAUCACCUCCCUUUUUCCAUCUUCAAGCCUUUCCUGUCCUCAUAGCCAGCAUGACUUCUUUUAACUUGAAUUCCUUUGUAUAUAGUAUAGUUAGGUAUAUAUAUUUUUUCUUUUGCUACUUUCUGAGGCAUUAUGUAAAGAGUUCAUACUAGAUGUUCACUUCAAUAUACUUUAGCACAAAGUCAAACUAGAGAAUGUGUUAAAGAGGGAAUGUAUGUGUCUUGGUAGACUAGGAGGCCUUUCCCAGCAAUUUAAGCAAAAGAUGUGAAUACUUCACAAAGCUGUAAAGACCAUUGUCUUAAAUACUACAACACCUUAACACCCUUUUGUGAACGCCAUAGCAUUUAUUUAAGAAACUUUGAGGCUUUCUGGUUUACAUAUAUGUUAUAGGUUUUUUUUAAGUUUGAAAUGUGUAAGCUUUGAUUUAAACCAAGUUUACUUCAAUAUGUUAAUGAUGUAGUAAAAAUAUUUAUUGAAAGGCAAAUUGGAGUAUUUUAAUAUUAUACCUGCCAUUUUUUUUUCUUAAAGCAUAUUCUUUGCAUCUAACUGCCAGUGCCAUUGUCAAAACUUAUUUUUUAAAUUGUUGUACAUUUCUUAUUAAACUAAGUGCUUAAUUUUAAAGUAUUAUGUUGCCAUCAUAUAGUGUAUAAAAACGUAUAAUUGCCAAUUCAUUGUAACUAUUAUUUAUUUUUAAAUGAAAGUGUAAGAAUGCUUUCUGAUUCAACAAAUUUGUUAUCAAACUGUUUUCUUAUUCUUUUUUCUGAUGUCGCGUAAAAAUUGUCCCAGUUUGAGUUAUAACUGCCAAUAGAUGACCAGUCACAAGUGAGCCACUUCUCCGUUGCCAGUCUUUGCUCAUAUUAAAAACAACUUACAAACGCUUAGUUUUUGUAUCUAAUCUCUGGUUAUUAAAAUGUUUAUAAAGUUUAUUUUUACCAAAGAGAAGCAAUCCAUUAUGACAAAGUAUUGCAUAAUAAACUUUGUUUUAUAACAUU
Molecule: messenger RNA, 5885 nt
Organism: Sapajus apella (tufted capuchin)
Lineage: Eukaryota; Metazoa; Chordata; Mammalia; Primates; Cebidae
Gene: FOXN2
Product: forkhead box N2
Exons: 7
Coding region: 785-2080 (431 amino acids)
Biological process (GO): regulation of DNA-templated transcription
Cellular component (GO): nucleus
Molecular function (GO): DNA-binding transcription factor activity; cis-regulatory region sequence-specific DNA binding
Source: RefSeq, a predicted model, not a curated record